AUGAACAAAAAUAAUAAAUUAAUAUUAUUAUUUACAAUAGUCUUGCUAUCUAUUAGCUAUUCAUUAGCAGCUAUUGUUUCUCAACAAGGUGGAGAUAUUCCAAAUGGUGUUAACUCUAAUAAUAAAAAUAAAAAAGAUCUUGCAAGUGCAGCAGACCAAUUAAAAUAUUCAAUUAUUUUUAGAAAUAUGAAUGGUACAAUAGCAAAUAAAGGAAGUGUUAGAAUUGAUAUGCAAAGCUCUUUCACAAGUAAUGGUCCAGUGUGGCUCGACUUGAAAGCCCAAUUAAAUGGUGUCAAAGGAAAUUCAACAAUUGCUCAUGUUAUAGUUGAUGGCAAUACAAUCACUGGUAUUGGUGCUGAACAAGUCAGUGUUACUAAUAUCACUAUUGUUGCUAUGAUGAAUUCAUAUGCCUCUGGAAAAACCUGCAAUGUUUUUGAAAAUGGUCUUUAA
Messenger RNA from Dictyostelium discoideum AX4, 450 nucleotides. RefSeq lists its product as hypothetical. The coding region runs from base 1 to 450 and encodes 149 amino acids. The record is from RefSeq and is a predicted model, not a curated record. The transcript has 2 exons. NCBI's taxonomy places the organism in Eukaryota, Evosea, Eumycetozoa, Dictyosteliales, Dictyosteliaceae.